AGCCGGGAAGGAAUAGUGGUGGGAAGCUCCAAGCGGCGAUUGCGCUUGGUCGCAGCCCCUGGCACCAUGUCCCGUGUAUCAGUGCCCUGUCAUGUGAAAGGCACUGUAGCUCUUCAAGUGGGCGAUGUGCGGACAUCCCAAGGUCGACCUGGUGUACUGGUCAUCGAUGUCACCUUUCCCAGCGUUGCGCCUUUCGAGUUGCAGGAGAUCACAUUUAAGAAUUACUAUACAGCCUUUUUGAGCAUCCGUGUCCGUCAGCAUACCACAAUGCACACAUCAAGCAAAUGGGUGACCUGUCUGCGGGACUACUGUCUGAUGCCUGACCCACACAGUGAGGAGGGAGCCCAGGAUUAUGUAUCGCUGUUCAAGCACCAGAUGCUGUGUGACAUGGCCAAAGUACUGGAGCUUCGUCUGAUUCUGCGGCAGCCAUCACCACUGUGGCUGUCUUUCACAGUGGAGGAGCUUCAAAUUUACCAACAAGGACCAAAGAGCCCCUCCAAGACCUUCCCCAAGUGGCUCUCCCACCCAGUAUCCUGUGAGCCGCCUGCCCCACUCCUUGAGGGUCUUCCAGACCCCAGCAGCGUUUCCUCGGAGGUGCAGCAGAUGUGGGCACUGACGGAGAUGAUCCGGGCCAAUCACACCUCCACGAGGAUCGGCCGCUUUGAUGUGAGUGAUCCUUUCCCUCUGCUUGGUUUGCAUCGCCCUGAGUAGGUCUGAACUGAUUGUCUUUUGUGUUGCAGGUGGAUGGCUGUUAUGACCUGAACCUGCUCUCUUACACUUGAGUGGUGGCUCCCAUCUGAAACAUUGGCCUUCUGUGCCCAUGCAGGCUUGGUUUGGGCAACAAGAGACUGAAGCGUGUUUCCUGUGCAUUCCAAGUUUUGCCUGAUUGCCUGUUCUUUCUGGGCCGCAUUCACAGAUUCAAAAUACUCUGGGCUCACCUAGUUACUUCAGCAUGAAUUCCUGGCAGGGGCGCACCUUGUCUUUGCCUGGCCGCAAUGCAAUUUCAUCUCCUACCUUAAAAAUACUCCAGUUCUAUUUACUAAGAAUUCUUGAGCCCUCUGCCCCUCCAUGCACACCCAAUCUUCUGCUGGUUGCCCCAUCCUGAGUGCAGUGGGUUGGGCUGGACCUGUUCCAUUUAACCCUAAGAAAGCCACUGCUGCCUUGGCAUGAAGACUGGGAAGCUUGAGGAAGAGAUGCCCUGGUCUUCUUCUGCUCCCCCUAGUGGCCUUUUUUCCUUUGUUAUGCCCACAAAAAGAAAUUUCCUGUUUAAACUCUUCUGCCUACCUAGGAGGUAAAGCCCGGGAUUUGAAUAACCCAAGUCCCUAGGACCCUGAGCUGGCUCCUGAAUGUGUGCUCUGUUGGGCCUAGGCAGGUGCUUCUGGUAGUACUGAGGUCUAAAAAUGAAACUUCUAAUCUGUCUGUCAUCUGACACAGCCUAAAGCACAUCCAUUUCUGUUCUCUGUUGCUUCUUCCCAGUCGUGCUCAGAGAUCAACUUUGGUGGGGGAGUGGGUCCAAGUGAAGGUUCUCACUGGUGCAUUUUGAGAGACUGAGGUUCUCCAUAAUCCCAGGCCAUCUAUGAUGCAGGAUAGUCUUCCUGUGAUAAAAUUCUGCUUCCUUCUGGCUUUGUUCCUGGAGCUAUUAUGAAGCAGUGCUGCAAAGUAUCUCAGACCUGGAAAAUUGGGCAGGUGUAUGCUAGAGUUUUCUGGCAGAAGUUCAGUCACUUUUUUUUUGGUGGAACUGGGGUUUGAACUUAGGGCUUCCAGCUCGAAAAACAGGAGCUCUACCACUUGAGCCACACCUCUAGUCC
Molecule: messenger RNA, 1808 nt
Organism: Castor canadensis (American beaver)
Lineage: Eukaryota; Metazoa; Chordata; Mammalia; Rodentia; Castoridae
Source: RefSeq, a predicted model, not a curated record